Molecule: messenger RNA, 1188 nt
Organism: Malaya genurostris
Lineage: Eukaryota; Metazoa; Arthropoda; Insecta; Diptera; Culicidae
Exons: 4
Coding region: 1-1188 (395 amino acids)
Biological process (GO): sensory perception of smell; detection of chemical stimulus involved in sensory perception of smell
Cellular component (GO): plasma membrane
Molecular function (GO): olfactory receptor activity; odorant binding
Source: RefSeq, a predicted model, not a curated record
AUGGAAAAGUUAAAGCAAACGAGAGCAUUCCGGAAAAUACAUAAUGAUAUAAGAAACAAUCAAGUAGUGUACGAUGAUUUGGUAGUAAAGAUCAACAAAUUAUACUACUAUCUCGGAAUGAAUUUUUUGGACAGUAAGCAUUCGUUCUGUAAUCCGAGGUACCUUUUUCUGUCAUUUAUGACGGUUAGCUUCUUUUACGCGGAUAUUGAAUCCGCGAUUUUGGCCGAUGACAUGGCUGAAUUUUUUUAUAAUUUAACCGUACUUGGAUUUGGCGCUCUGGGAUUGGCCAAGAUAUACUUGUACGUUUUUCGAAGACUGGACUUGAAAGCAUUGACUCGAAAAGCAAGUAGCGUUUUCGCAAGGCAUAGAAACAGCCCUCGACAGAACGAGAUAAUGAAGGAUGGUUUGACGUUGAACUUGCUUAUCAGGAAAUUCCUUGGUAUUAUGUAUCGAUCUGCCUUAGCCGUUGUGGUCUCGUUUGGAGUGAUAAUUUCUGUAUACAGUGGAGAACGCACGCUUUCAUUUGGAUUCAAAUUUUCCUUCAUCGAUGACUCCCAUUGGCCAGGAUUUAUCAUAACAUACAUUUAUCAAACAAUUGCUGUUUCUAUUUCGGCAUCCAGCAUGUAUCUCAAUGACAAUAUUAUUGUGAUUAUUUUCAUGAAUUCAUUGUCCAUGUUUGACUGUAUGAUAUCCGAUUUGAAGGAAUUAACUAAGCUAUCGCAAUCGGAGAAGAAUUCGAAAAACCGAAGGGAUAUUGAGCAUCUGAUGAAGUCAUUGAUUCAGCAACAUCAAGAUCUUUUGGAGUAUUUGGACUUAGCCAAUGACGUGUUUAGUUGGUACUUUUUGAUGAUUCUAUUCUGUUUGAUUAGUGCUAUGUCAUUUCAAAUUAUUACCUUGGUUUGGAGCGAAGAAUUAACGGUUGAGAUUUAUAACACGAAAUGGUAUGAUUUAGACGAUUCGACAAAAAAAUGCCUAAAGUUGCUGUUAUUUAUGUCACAAAACACGGCCCAAAUAUCUUAUCGUUUCGGAGCAAUGAAUAUCGAUACUUAUGUUAAUGUUAUUGAAAUCAAAUGCCGCGUGGCCGAACCUGUGGAGGCACCACCUAAAACAACCGUGACCAGUGAGGAACUGCGUCAGGCCAAAGAUUACUUCGCCGUGGGGUCUGUCGAUCCAUCCGGGGACUCUUGA